AUGGGAAGAAAUGACUCGUCUGUGGUACUCCCAAUGACGGCGUUAGACACGUCGCCGUCGAAGAUGUCCGACUUCUACAUUGGUCUUGCGUUGGCUGUCUCUUCGUCGUUGUUCAUCGGCAGUUCAUUUAUCAUCAAAAAGAAAGCAUUGAUCAAGCUGGCAAGCGGUGAUGUGUCACAACGAGCAAGUGAGGGCGGCUACGGGUAUCUUCGCGAGUGGAUGUGGUGGAUGGGAGUGAUUACAAACAUACGAAUUAAAAAAAUUAUAUGA
This is a messenger RNA of Cooperia oncophora, 270 nucleotides long. Lineage: Eukaryota; Metazoa; Nematoda; Chromadorea; Rhabditida; Trichostrongylidae. The record is from the annotation of a GenBank genome assembly.